Artibeus jamaicensis (Jamaican fruit-eating bat) is the source of this 3579-nucleotide messenger RNA. It is a transcript of the gene XPO4, whose product is annotated as exportin 4. The coding region runs from base 97 to 3552 and encodes 1151 amino acids. Gene Ontology annotation, biological process: protein export from nucleus. Gene Ontology annotation, molecular function: nuclear export signal receptor activity. The transcript has 23 exons. NCBI's taxonomy places the organism in Eukaryota, Metazoa, Chordata, Mammalia, Chiroptera, Phyllostomidae. Gene Ontology annotation, cellular component: cytoplasm; nuclear pore. The record is from RefSeq and is a predicted model, not a curated record.
GCCACCUGGGAAGCGCAGGGGCGGGGCGUGUGCCGAUUGGUGAGCAGCUGCGCCGCUCCCAGAAUGCAUUGGAUGGCGCGUCAUUGAAGAGAGACCAUGAUGGCGGCGACGCUGGGCCCCCCAGAAGUGAUCGCUCAGCUGGAGAAUGCAGCCAAAGUUCUGAUGGCACCACCUUCCAUGGUCAACAGCGAGCAACGCCAGCAUGCAGAGCACAUAUUCUUAUCAUUUAGGAAAUCCAAAUCACCAUUUGCAGUUUGUAAGCAUAUUUUGGAGACAAGCAAGGUGGACUAUGUCCUCUUUCAAGCAGCCACGGCCAUUAUGGAGGCAGUGGUCCGAGAGUGGAUUCUCCUGGAAAAGGGAAGCAUCGAGUCCCUGCGAACAUUCCUUUUAACCUAUGUCUUACAGAGGCCCAACCUCCAAAAGUAUGUUCGGGAACAGAUUCUCUUAGCAGUAGCAGUAAUUGUAAAACGAGGUUCACUUGAUAAGUCAAUUGACUGCAAGAGCAUUUUCCAUGAAGUCAGCCAGUUGAUCAGUAGUGGCAAUCCCACUGUGCAAACUCUGGCCUGUUCUAUUCUGACUGCCCUAUUAAGUGAAUUCUCAAGUUCAAGUAAAACUAGCAACAUUGGACUGAGUAUGGAAUUCCAUGGUAACUGCAAAAGAGUUUUUCAGGAAGAAGACCUUCGUCAGAUCUUCAUGUUGACGGUGGAAGUUCUGCAGGAGUUCAGCAGGCGGGAAAACCUCAGUGCUCAGAUGUCCUCAGUAUUUCAGCGCUACCUCGCGCUUGCCAAUCAGGUCUUGAGCUGGAACUUUCUUCCUCCAAAUUUGGGCAGACAUUAUAUAGCCAUGUUUGAAUCCUCACAAAAUGUUUUGUUAAAGCCAACGGAGUCCUGGCGGGAGACCCUUCUGGACAGCAGAGUCAUGGAGCUUUUCUUUACAGUACAUCGAAAAAUCAGAGAGGAUUCGGAUAUGGCACAAGAUUCUCUGCAGUGCCUCGCCCAGUUAGCUUCUCUGCAUGGACCUGUCUUCCCCGAUGAAGGAGCACAGGUUGACUACCUAGCACACUUCAUUGAGGGUUUACUGAGUACUAUCAAUGGAAUUGAAAUAGAAGAUUCUGAAGCUGUGGGGAUCUCCAGCAUUAUCAGCAACCUGAUAACUGUGUUCCCUCGAAACGUCUUAACUGCCAUUCCAAGUGAACUUUUCUCGUCCUUCGUGAACUGCCUCACACACCUCACUUGUUCUUUUGGGCGAAGUGCUGCACUGGAAGAAGUGCUUGAUAAAGAUGACAUGGUCUACAUGGAAGCAUAUGACAAGUUGCUGGAGUCCUGGCUGACUUUGGUCCAAGAUGACAAACAUUUCCAUAAAGGCUUUUUUACCCAGCAUGCAGUUCAAGUCUUCAAUUCUUACAUUCAGUGUCACCUGGCUGCUCCAGAUGGCACAAGGAAUUUGACUGCCAACGGCGUGGCCUCUCGUGAGGAAGAGGAGAUAAGUGAGCUUCAAGAGGAUGAUCGAGACCAGUUUUCAGAUCAACUGGCCAGUGUAGGAAUGCUGGGAAGAGUUGCUGCAGAACACUGUAUACCUCUUCUGACAAGUUUAUUAGAAGAAAGAGUAACAAGGCUCCACAGUCAGUUACAGCGACAUCAGCAGCAGUUACUUGCUUCACCUGGUUCAAGAACCAUUGACAACAAAAUGCUUGAUGACCUAUAUGAAGAUAUUCACUGGCUUAUUUUAGUUACAGGCUACCUCUUAGCUGAUGAUACUCAGGGAGAGACUCCGCUAAUACCUCCAGAAAUAAUGGAAUAUUCCAUUAAGCAUUCAUCUGAAGUUGACAUUAAUACAACACUUCAAAUUUUGGGAUCUCCAGGAGAAAAGGCUUCUUCCAUCCCAGGGUACAACAGAACAGAUUCUGUGAUUAGGCUGCUAUCGGCCGUUCUCAGAGUUUCAGAAGUUGAGUCUCGAGCAAUAAGAGCAGAUCUCACCCAUCUGCUAAGCCCUCAAAUGGGCAAAGAUAUUGUUUGGUUUCUGAAACGCUGGGCAAAGACUUACCUCCUGGUGGAUGAGAAGCUGUAUGAUCAGAUAAGUCUGCCAUUCAGUACAGCGUUUGGAGCAGAUACAGAGGGUUCUCAGUGGAUUAUUGGCUACCUCUUACAGAAAGUCAUCAGUAAUCUCUCAGUGUGGAGCAGUGAGCAGGACCUUGCAAAUGACACUGUGCAGCUCCUUGUCACUCUGGUAGAAAGAAGAGAAAGGGCAAACCUAGUAAUCCAGUGUGAAAACUGGUGGAAUUUAGCUAAGCAGUUUGCAAGCCGAAGCCCCCCUCUGAAUUUCCUGUCUAGUCCUGUGCAAAGGACGCUGAUGAAGGCUCUUGUCCUGGGAGGUUUUGCACAGAUGGACACAGAAACCAAACAACAGUAUUGGACUGAGGUUCUUCAGCCACUACAGCAGCGAUUCUUAAGGGUGAUAAAUCAGGAAAACUUCCAGCAGCUGUGCCAGCAGGAGGAGGUCAAGCAGGAAAUCACCGCCACUCUGGAGGCUCUGUGUGGCAUUGCCGAGGCCACCCAGAUUGACAACGUCGCUAUCCUUUUUAAUUUCUUAAUGGACUUCCUUACCAAUUGCAUUGGAUUGAUGGAAGUUUACAAAAAUACCCCAGAGACUGUCAAUCUCAUAAUAGAAGUUUUUGUUGAAGUUGCACAUAAACAGAUAUGCUAUCUUGGAGAGUCUAAAGCAAUGAACUUGUAUGAAGCCUGCCUUACGCUGUUGCAAGUAUAUUCUAAGAAUAAUUUGGGGCGGCAGAGAGUGGAUGUGACAGCCGAGGAGGAGCAGUACCAGGACCUGCUUCUCAUUAUGGAACUCCUUACCAACCUUCUCUCAAAGGAGUUCAUAGACUUCAGUGAUACAGAUGAAGUGUUUAGGGGACAUGAGCCGGGGCAAGCAGCAAGCAGGUCUGUGUCAGCUGCAGAUGUGGUUUUAUAUGGAGUCAACCUAAUUCUUCCCUUGAUGUCACAAGAUCUCUUGAAGUUUCCAACUCUUUGUAAUCAAUACUACAAAUUAAUCACAUUUAUUUGUGAAAUUUUUCCUGAGAAAAUACCACAACUUCCUGAAGACCUUUUUAAAAGUCUGAUGUGCUCUCUAGAACUGGGAAUGACUUCAAUGAGCUCGGAGGUUUGCCAGCUGUGUCUGGAGGCCCUGACACCACUGGCUGAGCAGUGUGCAAAAGCUCAGGAGACAGACUCACCGCUCUUUCUAGCAACACGGCACUUUCUGAAGCUGGUUUUCGAUAUGCUGGUUCUGCAGAAGCACAACACGGAGAUGACGACAGCAGCCGGGGAGGCGUUCUACACGCUGGUGUGCCUGCACCAGGCGGAGUACUCUGAAUUGGUUGAAACAUUACUGUCAAGUCAACAAGACCCCAUUAUUUACCAGAGAUUAGCAGAUGCCUUCAACAAGCUCACUGCAAGCAGCACACCUCCUACGCUGGAUCGGAAGCAGAAGAUGGCCUUCCUAAAGAGUUUAGAAGAGUUUAUGGCAAAUGUUGGUGGUCUCCUAUGCGUAAAAUAAAGAACAAAACUCUAUGCUUAAUUUAGA